Messenger RNA from Oryza sativa Japonica Group (Japanese rice), 1325 nucleotides. RefSeq lists its product as uncharacterized. The record is from RefSeq and is a predicted model, not a curated record. NCBI's taxonomy places the organism in Eukaryota, Viridiplantae, Streptophyta, Magnoliopsida, Poales, Poaceae.
AGAGAGCAAGUAGUGUAGUGUAGAAUUGGGCCAAAGUUCGCUUAUCUGAAACUGAAAGAAAGCUACGAAGACUUGCAGGUUGCAAACUAAGCAAAGGAGGAUGUUUCAGUCAUUUUCUGUGUCUCCCAUCCUCUCGCUGAAGCUGGCCUUCGCCGUCGCCUUCGCCGUCUCCUUCUCCGUCUCCUGCUGCGCCGCGCCUCCCUCGCCGCGGGCCGUAGCCGCCGACCUCCUCGCCGUGCUCGCCGGCCCGGGCGCCGCGGCGCGCGUGCCGCCGGCCGCGGAGUCGGCGCGCCUGCGCGCCUGCCUCCGGUUCCUCUCCCCGGUCCUCCCCCUCCCCGCCGCCGCAGCGAUCUCCGAGGGGAGGGCCGCCAGGAAGGUUCUUGUGGAGCGCGGCGGCGCGGACGAGGCGGAUGGGAUGGUGAUGUGGCCGCCGGCGCCGGUCAUGGAGCUCGCGCGCCUCGCCGUCGACUCCGGCGGCGACCCCGGUGCCAUCCACCGCGCGCUCGACCCCACCAUGCUCCCGGUGCCUGAUGUUCAGAGGGCGAAGAGGAACAAAUGCCAACUCACAAGAACACCAUAUGGGAGGCGUUUCGCUAACAAGGACAUCAAUUCAUACCUGGCGUUUUUGUUCGAAUUGAUUGCGGCACGAGGACCAUCAGUGGGGUUAAAUGUAUCACUUAGUCGAUACGAUUUCUUCCACGGACACCUCUUCCUUGCUUCUGGGACAGGAAGGCUUGGAAUUCUAUUCCAUGCUAAAGAAUAUCCAGCAUUUGAUAAGGAAUUGUUCCCUUACAGUUUGGGAUUUUGUCAGGCAGGAUCUAAUGUAGUGUACGAUGAUUCUAUGAAUUUACGCAACAUCCUUUGGUUAGCACCAUUGCCAUCUAAUGAAACAAAAGCUUGGCUAUCACCAGGUGUUUUAGUUGUCCUGGAUGCACAUCCUGAUGGGAUUAUCUAUCAGGAUAUGAUACGUGAUUAUGUUCGGGAUGUACGGACAAUAUAUGAAGAUGAUUUUGGAGAGGUUUCCGUUGAUGUCAACUAUCUGAAUGUUGCCAACUCCGCUCCUGCGAAUAGAGUUUUCAUUUGCUGAAAUUUAACCAGACAAUUAGCUAUCUUCCCCGGGUGUGAUUUUAUCAUUGUGGGAAGUAGACACCAUGUAUCAUUCUUCAAGUCAUAUAGCCAGGAAAGCAAUGGUUUGCUUAGCAAAUUUGCCUCUUGACGGCAUUUGCAUCCUCUGUGAUGUUUAGGUGUUUAUUUGAUUUUCUGGAGGAUGCUUAUUUUGAGAGAGAACGAAGCAACUUAUAUGGGCCGCACGCAGGCCGCAAUCC